GACCUGCUGCUAGCGGCGGCUGCCUCUGACACUCCGGGGGCGCAUCUGGCUGAUAUCACCCCCAUCAUCGCCCUCAUCUGCUGAGAGGAGGGGACCGGCGGCAUGGGGAACACCACGUCGUGCUGCGUGUCCUCCAGCCCCAAGCUGCGGAGAAAUGCCCACUCCAGGCUGGAGUCCUACCGGCCGGAGCACGACAUCAGCCGGGAGGACACCGGGUGCAACCUGCAGCACAUCAGCGACCGGGAGAACAUAGACGAUAUGAACAUGGAGUUUAACCCCUCGGAUCAUCCACGGGCAAGCACAAUAUUUCUCAGCAAAUCCCAAACAGAUGUGAGAGAAAAGCGGAAGAGCCUUUACAUAAACCAUCAUCCACCAGGGCAAAUGAGGAGAAAGUACAGCUCUUGCUCUACAAUUUUCCUUGAUGACAGCACAGUCAGCCAACCUAACCUCAAGUAUACCAUUAAAUGCGUAGCACUGGCAAUAUAUUACCACAUAAAAAACAGAGAUGGAGAUGGAAGAUUGCUGUUGGACAUUUUUGAUGAAAAACUUCACCCUCUUUCUAAAUCAGAAGUACCGUCUGAUUAUGAGAAGCAUGACCCAGAACAGAAACACAUAUAUCGAUUUGUUCGGACGCUCUUCAGUGCUGCCCAGCUGACAGCUGAAUGUGCCAUAGUAACUUUGGUUUAUCUAGAAAGACUGUUAACUUAUGCGGAAAUAGACAUUUGUCCGGCAAACUGGAAAAGGAUAGUACUAGGAGCGAUAUUACUUGCCUCCAAGGUUUGGGAUGACCAGGCCGUGUGGAAUGUGGACUACUGUCAGAUCCUGAAAGAUAUCACGGUGGAAGACAUGAAUGAGCUGGAGCGUCAGUUUCUGGAGCUGCUGCAGUUCAACAUUAACGUUCCAUCCAGUGUCUAUGCCAAGUAUUAUUUUGACCUGCGCUCACUGGCAGAAGGGAACAACCUCAGCUUUCCUCUGGAACCCCUCAGCCGGGACCGUGCUUGUAAACUGGAGGCUAUUUACCGCUUGUGUGAGGAUAAGUACAAGGACUUCCGAAAACAGGCCAAGAGACGUUCUGCAAGUACUGAUAACCUAACUGUCGUACGAUGGUCGCCCGCCAUUUUAUCCUAACAGUGGCUUCAGUCCAGGCUCCACUGUCUCAUGUACUGUUUUGUCCAGAUAUUGUCGUCUUUUGUCUUGGGAAAUAAGACAGUAUUAUAUUAUUAUUAUUAUUAUUAUUGUUAUUAUUUUAUUUUUUACUCUGAAGAGUCGACAAGCCUCCCUUACAGUGCCUCCCUGUCACAAAGAUGGGACACAUCCGUCACUUUCCGGAGACAUUUAAGCCAUUUCAUAGCUUCAACCUUCUUGCAAAUUAUUUGGACUACGAUUCUUAAAUUAAUGGAACUUGAAAGAAAAUAUGAAAAAAAAAAAAAAAAAAAAAAAAAACGGGCCACAAAUAACAGGGACAAAAAAAAUGUUUGCGAAUCAAAUGCUGGAAAAAUCCAGAAACUGGCAUUUUCUUUCUGUGAAUUUAUCAAGAAAAUCAGCGUUUUUACCCAAAUAUUCAGGUUUUUUUCUCACCACGUUCUAUCAGACAGAAGCUAAGGGCAGGUGUAUGGAGUGAUGGUCAAGAUGAUCAAAUGUGACGGCGUAAAUACAUCGGGAAGACUGGGGCACAGUUAACGGGUUGUCACUUAGAACUGCUUGGAACCAGCACAACGUUACCUGACUCUACCCUUUUCUUUCAGUUUUUUCCACUAGUAUAAAGUUGCAGAUAGUCCUGGCACCACAUCCAAGGAGUCACACUUUUAUCACAUAUGUGCCCAACAUCAGCUUCAGUGGACUCGCGGUUUGUCCGUUUUCCCUGGAGCCGAGCAUGCCACGGAAACAGCUAUGGCUCAACGAACAUCCAAGUACAGUAGUCCUGCAUUGCAUCGGCUCAAUAAAACAGGGCCUUUUAGUGAUUCGAAGAGUAAACCAAAAACGUUGCUUACGCGUUUCAGGUAUACUGUAGCCCGAAACGCGUAAGGAGCCUUUUGUAGUCGACUCUUCAGAGCAAUAACAGAUCCUCCUGUUCUGUCGGGCCGGUGCACUGCCGGAUUACUUCACUUGCACAUCCAAGGAGGUUUCAAGAGAGCCAAGCCUGAACCAUAAAGGUCAUGUGACCACACUGCUGACUAUUGAUUGGUCAGAGAGAAUCAUACCUACAGUGCUACCAACUAUUUGAGGGGUUACCGUAUCUGCAGUGGAAAACAUGCAAGUAGAGUAGGAUGGGGCUGGUACCAUGGGUGGUUUAGUGGCUUAAAGGGGUUUUCCAGGAGUAGAAUAUUGAUGACCUAUAUCUGACUGGUGGGGGUCUGACUCCUGUCACCCCUGCUGAUCAGCUGUUUAAAUAGUGCUCCAGAAAGCGCCACCACCUCUUCCUAGGCCGGUGAUGUCACGUUCAUCGAUCACGUGGCCUUGGUGCAUCUCGGUACCAUUCAAGCUGCAGUACCAAGCAUGGCCACUAUACAAUGGAUGGCGCUGUGCUUGGUAAGCUGUGGCACCUCUUCAAACAGCUGAUUGGCAGGGGUUGCGGGUAUAGACGCCCACACCGAUUAGAUAAUCUGCUCCUGGACAACCCCUUUCAAGUUGUCACCAGAACCAGGUUUACAUCUCAGGAGUCCAUGGGCCCUUAGACCUUUGCCUGCAUGUAGAACGCCAUCCUCUGUGAGCAUCCAAUUAGUAUAUGAAUAUCAUUAAUGUAUAUAUGAAUGCACAUGGAUCCAUGUAUUCAUAUGGAAACUUUCCCCAGAGACACCUAUAGGCGCAGGCCUACCAUGCAUAUGGGCAGAUCCGCCCCUGCUCGUCAUCCUGCUUUUCUAGGAUCCUGCAUGUAAAAUCUGCUUGGGCUACUUUCACACUGGCGUUCGGUGCGGAUCCGUCUUGUAUCUUCACAGACGGAUCCGCACCGAUAAUGCAAACGCUUGUAUCCGUUCAUAACGGAUCCGUUUGCAU
Messenger RNA from Bufo bufo (common toad), 2994 nucleotides. RefSeq names its product cyclin Y (gene CCNY). Gene Ontology annotation, cellular component: plasma membrane; cytoplasmic cyclin-dependent protein kinase holoenzyme complex. The record is from RefSeq and is a predicted model, not a curated record. Gene Ontology annotation, biological process: regulation of canonical Wnt signaling pathway; regulation of cyclin-dependent protein serine/threonine kinase activity. Bases 103 to 1128 code for a protein of 341 amino acids. The transcript has 10 exons. Lineage: Eukaryota; Metazoa; Chordata; Amphibia; Anura; Bufonidae. Gene Ontology annotation, molecular function: cyclin-dependent protein serine/threonine kinase activator activity; protein kinase binding.